This is a messenger RNA of Mesorhabditis spiculigera, 1116 nucleotides long. NCBI's taxonomy places the organism in Eukaryota, Metazoa, Nematoda, Chromadorea, Rhabditida, Rhabditidae. The record is from the annotation of a GenBank genome assembly.
AUGGCAAGGGCAACGACGGAAUUGGCGCAAAAACGACGGGUCGAAUGUGAGCUGAUCGACGGUAUGGACAAGCAGAGGAUGACGGCGAUGUGCGUCGAGCUUUACAUCUUCGAAGCGCAACAUUUCGAGGAUGUCGCGCUUUGUAGGCGCUGGAGGGCCGCACAAGCCGCGCAAUUUUUCGCGACGGGCCGACUUGAUGGUGCACAGCUCCACGUGAAUUCGCAUGUUCGUCCGUCUUCCAAAGGGAUCAAGGGUCGUCCAAUUCUUUUACAGCCCGUGAAACUUGAGCCACUCGACUUGCCACUGCACUCCAACCCGCGAUUCGACUCACUUCAACACGCUGCUCAUGUCGAGGCCUCGGAAUUGGCUGAACGGCUCACGAUUUUCGAGCUGUGCCAGGCACGUUCCCGUUCUUUCGCAUCUCCGUGGCUGGACGAAUGGCAGAAGAACGGCGAGCCAGCGAUGAUGGCGGAGACGGCAGCCGCGGCCGCUGCUUCGGCUGCCGCUGCCGCCAAAUUUGCCGACGCGGCGCGCCGUGUGCGAGCGGCCUCGACCGCUUCGGAUGACCUGCUGAACAUCAAGCGCCAGCGUUUGUUGAAGGCGGACGGAAUUGUGGACAACACCUAUGCAAUGGGGCUACAGAUGCCGCCUCCGAUUUUGUGGCGCGAGCCCGGGACUGAUCACCUUCCCACAGCCCAGCCAGCCUCGACUUUGCCCAUUCAGUCGCUGUCACAGCGCAGCAGCGAAACGUCCUCCACGUCCGACGAGUCGUUCACCACCAUCCCACCCGGCCAGCCGUCGGGUCGUAUCGUCGAGGAUGAUAUCCGGGUGUUCGUCUCCGAUCUGCCACCUCUAGCUGCCGCAACGACCACGAGCUCUUCGACUACGCGCCGCUCUAUUGUUUCUGCGGUGCCUGCUCCUGUCGAAUUGCCAGACGACCGCGUCAACAACACCGUCGCCAGCCCCUCAGACGACACAUCCACCGACGACGCCUGCUACACCCAUGUCGGCGAAUUCUUUGAGCAGGUCGACCCAAAUUUCAUCCGCGUCUCCGUCCCAGCUGAUCAGCCUACCUGCCUGCCUACUGCUGCAACCGCUACGGGCGGGCCAGGACAC